This is a messenger RNA of Entelurus aequoreus (snake pipefish), 5859 nucleotides long. RefSeq names its product interleukin 16 (gene il16). The transcript has 25 exons. Gene Ontology annotation, biological process: leukocyte chemotaxis; induction of positive chemotaxis. The coding region runs from base 47 to 4573 and encodes 1508 amino acids. Gene Ontology annotation, molecular function: cytokine activity; CD4 receptor binding. The record is from RefSeq and is a predicted model, not a curated record. Lineage: Eukaryota; Metazoa; Chordata; Actinopteri; Syngnathiformes; Syngnathidae.
GGUCUUUCUACCUUUGGUAGAAGCAGUGGCAGCUGACUGAGGGAAAAUGAUCGACUACGAGCGACCCUCUCUAUUAAGCUGUGGAGCAGGAGGGAGGGGUGUACUGGUACCCCAGCUCUCGGCGCACACACAAACAACUAUGCCUCAGAGAUACUCCCAUCAGAGGAGGAAAGCCAGCACAGCUGCUGCUCGAAGGAUGGAGAGAAGACGCAGGGACCAGCAGAAGACCAACAAUAACCCAAACAACAGCCCUAACCAGCGCUCCAAGAAGCUCACCAUGCUCUCCAGGUCCUUAAUUCUAUGUCACUCUAAGACAAACGAUGACUGCCCUGGGUCAGAAGCGAGGGAGGCUGGGGAUGUGUCAGAGGAGAGGAGAAAAUGGAAUUUAGGCUGGAGGACAGACAUGUCCCCUGAGGAUCAAACCGGACACAGAAAUGCAGAAAUCGGACACUGGAGGACUUGGCAAUCAACCCCGCAGACUAGAGGGACAGAGGCAACCAAACAGCUGCAUCAGACCACAACCUUCAGUGAAAAUAAAACAAGACUGCGGAGAACUUUCAGCAUCAAGGAGAGUAGUAUUUGGAGGAUGUGUGUAACCAUAAGGCCGACUGAGGAGGUGUGUGUACCGCAAAUGUCGGAUAACGCCGUCCAGACAGAAGACAAAAAAACUCACGAGGAGCCAAGGAUGAGUGGCGGGGAUGUUUACAGAGGUUCCAACUUCCUGAGUCCAGACAAACUGGCACCUUUUAACGGACAGUGUCUUACCAGCAGUGCAUGGAUGGAAGUGGAGGGAUUGAGGAGCGUAUACACAUCUUGUAGCGAGACAAUUUCACAGUGUGAAGACUCUCUUCAUUCACAAGCUCUGAGCACAAGCCUGCAGCAUUCAUCCCUUAUUUCCCCGUCAGAUCAACUGUCUUUGUCUGCAUAUAUAGAAGAAGAACUUGCAGCCAACAACAACCACCUCAAGUUGCCCAUUCCAGAGGUAAACGAAGAGACUUGUUGGGAGACAGAAACAUGCCAGCAGUAUCCAGCAGGACAGAUGAGCAGCAAUAAGACACACUCCAAUUCGAACAGUGUUCGUCCUUACUGGAUCGGGGACCUGAACAGCAUCAUCAUGAAGAGCCCUGCGAUGUAUGCCAAUGAGCCUAACAGGAGUGGUCGUUUCUAUGGGAACAGAAAGUCCCAAUCCCAACAACUUGAUUUUGCACAAAGUUCACUUCAGCAUAGCCGCCCAUCACGUGCUCUCAGCUCUGCGCAGCUGGUCCAUUCCUGCAGUAACACUCAGGCCUUUAUGAUCUGUAACAUUGUGUUGAUGAAGGGCCAUGGCAAGGGUCUGGGUUUCAGCAUCGUCGGCGGGAGGGACAGCAUGUAUGGACCAAUGGGGAUUUAUGUAAAGACCAUUUUCCCUGGUGGGGCAGCGGCAGCUGAUGCACGGCUACAAGAGGGGGAUGAGAUACUGGAGCUCAAUGGGGAGUCACUGCAUGAUUUGAGUCACAAUGAAGCUCUCCACAAGUUCAAACAAAUCAAAAAGGGUGUAUUGAGUCUGGUGGUGAGGACUAGCCUGCGGGUGGGGGCUUUGUGUGGCCAGGCCCAGGUAACUCAGCUGUGCAGAUCACGCUCACUCAGCUCCACCACAGGCAUGGAUGGGAUCAGUGCCGACAUGAGGGACUACGACUACUUGACUAAAACUUGCGACAACUCUAGAAUGAGUGUUGCUGGGCAGCCUGCUAAACCCAGAGACCGCAUCAUGAUGGACAUCAUCCUGCACAAAGAGGCCGGUGUUGGUCUGGGUAUUGGACUGUGCUGCGUUCCGUCCACUGAUGCGUGUCCUGGAAUUUUCAUCCACACCCUCUCUCCUGGAUCUGUGGCACACAUUGAUGGCAGACUCCGGUGUGGGGAUGAGAUCAUGGAGCUCAAUGACACUGCGGUUUACAACAUGGCACUAAAUGAUGUCUACACAGUCCUGAGUCAAUGCAGUCCAGGUCCAGUCCAUGUUAUUAUCAGUCGACACCCAGACCCCAAAGUGUCAGAACAUCAGCUGAACGAUGCUAUAGCUCAAGCGGUGGAAAACAGCAAACUGAAAAAGGACAAGAGCCAAUGGAGUAUCGAUGGUCUGCGAAGGAUGGAGUCAUGUUCUCACAGCCAGCCAAGAUGCGAGCGUUGUUUGGAAAGAAGCUUUGGUCAGAUCACUGUCCGUCGGGCUCAAAAGUUCAUGACACGCUCCUGCAGUGAUAACACCAACAGCAACUUUCACAACCGCUGUCUCACCACCCGCAACCCCCAUAACACACAUCAUAACCCACCAGCCCGCAUCCAUACCCUGGACACACCCAACUCCAUCAUUACAGAGACACGGUCUGACAACAGACGGUCCGUGCCGGUGUAUCCCGAUGAGGACUACAGUGUUCCUUUUAACUGUCCUGUUGUCAGCCUGUCGAGUCAGCAGACCCUGGAUGAAGCCUUCAGGGACAAUAUGGAAGGAGAACAAAUGAGAAGAACAUCAGAAAGCAGCAAAGAGAACGUCACUUUUGAGGACAAACUCCGCACAGGUGGAUCCGACAGAAAAGCUCUUAGGAGGCAGAAACGCAUUGAACAACAGCUUCAGGAUCCCUGGGUUCGCCUUUCAGACACUUCCCCUGAAGAUCUGCAAGAAGUCAACCACAACCGUCAGCUUCUUCACCACGCUGUAGACGGCACAAAGUCUGUCAAUGUCCACAUCGCACCUGUCAUCAUGAGCACUGAAGAACACACCACAGACCUAACUGCUGAGAAAAAAAUGGAGAUCCUCAGUGCUUUAAGGAUGGGGCCUCCUGUGGCACCAAAACCUGCUUGGUUUCGGCAAAGCCUGAGAAAGAUUCGCCAUGAGCAGGACCGGAAGAAGCAAGAUGAACCUGUCAAGACGAGGCAAGCUGGAGGAUUCUAUAGAAGUUUUAAUGUCAGAUCAGCGUCAUUUGUGGCCAACCGGUCUAUCAAAGACAAGAUCCAUUCAUUUGAAAGCUUCUCCAACAGUACAGACAAAGAGGGAAAAAAGAGGCAUGUGGUUUCGUCCAACUCCCUUCAACUCAUGGAUCAAGAGUGGGACAGAAAGUAUGGAAAAAACAAAAAUGACAAUGCAGACAAAAUGCUUAAGCGAUCUGUGUCUGAAAAGGGAAUAGAAAGUGCACAGACGUCUGCGCCACCUUCUGCUAGUCUUGAAAGUAGUGGGAAAAAAAAUGUUUCUAAUACAGAGCCUCAAUCCAGCCAGUCCUUUGCAGACUCCCCGUCUUGUCAGACUAGUACAGAUAAAAAACAUGGGGUGAAAUGUUCAGAUUCAGUUUCAGCGCAGCACACCUUGACCGUCCAAACAUCCAGAGAACUAGAAGGUGCAAAAGUAGAACCAAAUUUACUCAGUGGGUUUGCGGAGGAAAAAGCCUUCUCCACUGCAAGCCUCACCUCUGUGGGAUCCAGCCAUGCUGAAGGGAGAAGUUCUCCAGAAAGAACAGAACAGAAUGCAGCAGAAAACCAAAGAAAACUUGACCUGAACUUGACCAAUCUACCGACAGACAGUACCUUGUAUCAAGACCUAGGGGGAGAAAAUUUUAGUAAAAUCCUUGCCUUUAGUAAUCAGGUAUCGCAAGCGCUGAUGCGCACCCUACCAAUUUCCACUGACCAUGGAAACACCAAUCCAGAUCUCCCAGGAUCCACUGUCGCCGAUAUUAUGGACUCUCUACCGUGUGAUGCUGUUUCAGAUGUCACUGACCCAGGGUUUUCUGUUAGCUUGGCCACAAUCAGAGAAUGUAGCAUUGAGUUUGGACAAACAGGGUCCCAAGAAGUUGCGUUUUCUUCUUCUGCUGGUGCUCAGUCAGUCAUCUCGGUCAUCCCAUCACAGGAAAUACAGAUGAUGAUCAGAGAAGUUAGAGCUCUCGACCACAACACACUAAAGCAACUGCAAGACAUCCACGUUGUGAUUCUGCAUAAAGAAGAAGGAGCCGGGCUGGGCUUUAGCAUUGCUGGAGGCUCUGACCUAGAGAGCAAAGCUCUCAGAGUGCACAAAGUGUUCACAGGCGGACUGGCCACACAGCAGGGCACCAUCCACAAAGGAGACGAGGUGUUGUCCAUAAACGGCCAGGCGUUGCGUGGCGUUACGCACGCUGCUGCUACUGCAGCUCUGCGUCAGGCACGCACGCUCAAGCUUGCCGUGGUGGUGGUUCGCAAGAGAACAGAAGAGGAAGGCAGAAGCUGUGAUGAGUCCAACCCUGCAAAGAAGGACAAAGGCACAAUACAAAGUGUGGAGCUGGAGAAAGGAGCAGGUGGAGUUGGCUUUACCUUGGAAGGAGGAAAGGCUUCAAUCCAUGGAGAUAGACCAUUAGUCAUCAACAGGAUCUUUACAGGUGGAGCAGCAGAGCAAAGUGGUCUUCAGUGUGGAGAUGAAGUGUUGCAAGUCCUGGGUACCAGUCUUCAUGAUAUGACUCGCUUUGAGGCUUGGAACGUGAUCAAGGCUUUACCUGAAGGCCCCAUUACAGUACACAUCGGGAGGAAUGAAGAUGCCAAAAGCACGAAACACGACUUUGUUGCACCUUUGUCAACAGACUAGGUAUCAUAUCCAUUUAUCAUCUUGGGGCGGCAGCGACUCUGGAAGGUCUUCCGGUCACUGGAGAGUUGGUGAUUGGCGAAGCCAGCACUGGUGUUUAAGUCUUAAAUACUUGUUUGCCGUAUGAAUGUGAACAAGUGGUUGGCAUUAGAGAUGUCCGAUAAUAUCGGACUGCCAAUAUUAUCGGCCGAUAAAUGCUUUAAAAUGUAAUAUCGGAAAUUAUCGUAUCGGUUUCAAAAAGUAAAAUGUAUGACUUUUUAAAACGCCGCUGUGUACACCGAUGUAGGAAGAAGUACAGAGCGCCAAUAAACCCUAAAGGCACUGCUUUUGUGUGCCGUCCCAGUUACUUAAUAUCUACGGCUUUUCACACACACAAGUGAAUGCAAGGCAUACAGGUCACACUGAGGGUGACCGUAUAAACAACGUUAACACUGUUACAAAUAUGCGCCACACUGUGAACCCACACCAAACAAGAAUGACAAACACAUUUCAGGAGAACAUCCACACCGUAACACAACAGAACAAAUACCCAGAACCCCUUGCAGCACUAACUCUUCCGGGACACUACAAUAUACAUCCCCGCUACGUCCACCUCAACCCCCCCAACCCCACCCACCUCAACCUCCUCAUGCUCUCUCAGGGAGAGCAUGUCCCAAAUUCCAAACUGCUGUUUUGAGGCAUGUUAAAAAACAACAACUUUGUGACUUCAAUAAUAAACAUGGCAGUGCCAUGUUGGCCUUUUUUUCCAUAACGAGUUGAUUUAUUUUGGAAAACCUUGUUACAUUGUUUAAUGCACCCAGCGGGGCAUCACAACAAAAUUAGGCACAAUAAUGUGUUAAUUCCACGACUGUAUAUAUCGGUAUCGGUUGAUUUCGGAAUCGGUAAUUAAAAGUUGGACAAUAUCGGAAUAUCGGAUAUCGGCAAAAAAGCCGUUAUCGGACAUCUCUAGUUGGCAUAUGAUUAGACGUAAUUGGUGUACAAAUGUGAAUGAAUGUUUGAUGGUGGUUGGAGCCCAUUGGUUCAAGUUGCCAGCCAGACUAAUCCAGAACUGCUUUGGCCACAAAUAUAAAAUAUCAUCAGCGGUGUGUGAAUGUAGAUUGAACAAGUAAUAGUUUCAGUGAAAAGUGAUUUGGGUGUCUGGCAAUGCGUUUUAUAAAUCUGAUCAUUUAUUAAUGGGCAAUGUGUAACAUAGCGACAGUUCGGUUUGUUUCUCGGUUUUAAGGUCACAUUUUCGUUCAUUUUGCUUACAAUAAAGAAACAAAAAGCAAAAUGACUCAGCUUUUAAGAGG